AUGGCCGAACCUGAAAAGAAAGAACUGACUCAAGCAGCUCCUCAAUCGGCUGACAGUGGCGUAAAGAAACUUUCUGCCAAAGAAUUGAAAGAAUUAAAGAAGAAAGAAAAAGCAGCCAAGAGAGCAGCUCAAAAGGAAGCUAAUGGUAUCAGUCCAGAACAACAAAAGAAACUCGCGGAACAGAAGAUUGAAAAGAAGAAACAACAGCAGCAACAGCAACAGUCAAAUGCAUCUUUGAAGAAACAGUCAUCUCAAGGAACCAAGCGUGAAGAACGUAAUGUCCCUGCUGUGUUUGGACAUUUGGAAACUAGAGAACAAAGAAAUGCAUCUACUGCAGCUCCAUCAUCAAAUGCCAUCUCAAAUCUUGUUCAUCCUGCUAUUUUGUCCUUGACUUUAAAGUAUUCAAAUUAUAAAGUUGUUGGAUCAAGUUCAAGAUUAAAAAAUAUGUUGUUGGCUUUCAAACAAGUUGUUCAUGAUUAUUCUACUCCCGAGAAUACUACAUUAACCAGACAUUUAACAGCUCAUUUGUCGAAUCAAAUUGAAUAUUUAAAGACUGGACGUCCAUUAAGUGUUUCCAUGGGUAAUGCAAUUAGGUGGUUGAAACAAGAAAUCUCAGUUAUAUCAAUCGAUACUUCUGAAGCACAAGCUAAAGAGACACUAUGCACAAAAAUUGAUGAUUUUAUUAAAGAAAAAAUUGAAUUAUCAGAUACAUUAAUUGUCGAUAGUGCAUCUAGACAUAUUGUAAAUGGUUCAACAAUCUUGACUUAUGGACACUCUCAAGUUUUAGAAGAAUUGUUCAAGUAUUGUGUUCUCGAACAAAAUAAGAAAUUCAACUUGAUUGUUGUUGACUCAAGACCAUUAUUUGAAGGUAAGAGAAUGGUUAGAAAUUUGAUUAAUACAUACUUGGAAGAUGAUCAAGAUAAUCAUGACCAACCAGAUGAAUUUGCAUCUGUUAAUAGCAAAACUGCACAUGUUAAGAUUCCUAUCACCAAAAAUCACAUAAGUAUUCAAUAUGCAUUGAUUAAUUCCUUGUCAUCUACAUUAUUGGAUGAUGUAGAUUGUGUAUUUUUAGGUGCACAUGCCAUGUUAUCAAAUGGUAGAUUAUAUUCAAGAGUUGGUACUGCGUUGGUUGCAAUGAUGUGUCAUACAAGAAACAUUCCUGUUUUAACAUGUUGUGAAUCUAUUAAAUUUUCCGAAAAAGUUCAAUUGGAUUCUAUCACCACAAAUGAGUUAGGAGAUGCUGAUGAUUUAAUCCAAGAUAUAGAUUGUAUGAAAUUAUCGGCAAAGAAAUCAUUUGCUUUAGAACAAUUUUUAAAAGAAACCCAACCAGAAAAGAAAACUCCAGAAAAGUCCGGCAAGGGUAACCAAUCCGGAGAAGAAGAAAAAGAAGGAGAUGACAGUUCAUUAGAAAACUGGAAAGAAAUUGCAAACUUGAGUGUUGUAAAUAUAUUGUAUGAUUUAACUCCACCUGAAUACAUCAAUAAAAUCAUCACCGAAUUGGGUGCAUUACCUCCAUCAUCAGUGCCUGUUAUUUUAAGAGAAUACAAGAAUACGUAG
This is a messenger RNA of Candida tropicalis MYA-3404, 1557 nucleotides long. RefSeq names its product translation initiation factor eIF2B subunit delta (gene GCD2). The transcript has a single exon. The coding region runs from base 1 to 1557 and encodes 518 amino acids. The record is from RefSeq and is a predicted model, not a curated record. NCBI's taxonomy places the organism in Eukaryota, Fungi, Ascomycota, Pichiomycetes, Serinales, Debaryomycetaceae.